Messenger RNA from Ostrea edulis (European flat oyster), 2401 nucleotides. RefSeq names its product programmed cell death protein 10-like. The record is from RefSeq and is a predicted model, not a curated record. Gene Ontology annotation, molecular function: protein kinase binding. The transcript is spliced from 6 exons. NCBI's taxonomy places the organism in Eukaryota, Metazoa, Mollusca, Bivalvia, Ostreida, Ostreidae. Gene Ontology annotation, biological process: positive regulation of MAP kinase activity; regulation of Golgi organization. The coding region runs from base 262 to 774 and encodes 170 amino acids. Gene Ontology annotation, cellular component: FAR/SIP/STRIPAK complex; Golgi apparatus.
UCUUUUUAUUUGAUUUUUUUUUUUCAGAUUUAAAAUAAUUUGUAUGAGGAAGUAUUUGUUCAUGGGACCAUAUUCGUGUGUGUAAUUGUAGAAUUUAGAGUUUACCACGUGCAUCGAUCAAUUGACAGUACAUCACAUGUCUUUUGAAGAGCGUUUACUUUAACUUUGAUCUUGACAAGAAAAAAUACCUAGCUUAGAUUAACAGUACCCCAAUGUGACACUGGAACAUUGUCACCUGUAACCAGUUGAGAUCUACAAACCAUGACAAUGGGGGACAGCAAUAAAAACCUGUAUGCCAAAAUGAUUGUGGAUGUUGUCCUGGGACCGGUGCUGGAGAGGCUUGAAAAGAAAGACGUUUCGGCAGCACAGACAUUGAGAUCAGCUUUCACAAAAGUUGACAAUGGACUACCAGGUUUCGCCUAUGACUAUGUCAAGGGGGUCCUAAAGAAGGCAGAAAUUCAUGAAAAGUUUGAUCUUUGUGAAACAUUGUUGAGGCUUGGUGGAUCACAGGAUUGUGAAGAACUACGCAUUUCCAGACAAGAGCCCACAUUCCAAGAACUGAACAAAUGUGCUACAGCUUUAAAGAAGAUCCUUAGUCGAAUUCCAGAACAGAUUUUUGACAGAAAACAGUUCUUAGAAACAAUCAAAGAAAUAGCCAGUGCGAUAAAACGUUUACUUGAUGCUGUAAACAGAGUGAUUGCAGAGGUCCCGGCAGCAGAUAAUGGCAGUAAACAGGUCAGUGAUCGUAUGACCAGUGGAAUAUUAAUGGCCUGACAUUAGUGUUUUCUGCAAUAUUAAAUUUAUACUUGCUUAUAUAUGGAUUUCAUUUUUGGUGAAUUUUUCUUAUUUUUAAUAUUGGCUAUUGCAUCCCAACAACAUUAUUGUUGACAUAUGAAUACAAUCUAUGUUUCUACAUUAUUUACAAAAAGAAAAAGAUAAUUUGAUGCAUGCAUUUCCUUUAUCCUUUUUUUUGUUGUUGUUAUUAUUUUAUGCAUUUUCUUUGUAUACAAUUAUUAUUACCAAAGACAUAUAUAGUAGAUAUUAGUAACUUCCCCAAGUCUCAUAUUAUCCUGCGGUGUUUCAGUAAAAAUGCACACCCUGAUUUAAAUCACGUAUACCAUCUUAUUAAUCAAAGAUAUAAAAUUAAAACUUCCAAAUUCUAUCAUCUAAAUAUUUAAAGAUUAUGAUGUUUUCAUAAAAUAUUUCACUUCAAAGUAAAAUGAAAGUGGAGUUUCCAAAGGAAACAUGUGACCCAAAUUUGGCCUAAUUGGUGAGAUUUCAGGAAUAUGUUUGAUGGUACGACUUUUGUUUAUUUUUUUUGUAAUAGAAUUAACUUAUUUAUAUUUGUAAAUAAUUUCAUAUCUUGUUAAAAUUCCAAUUUAUAAUAGGAAUGAAAUAAACUUAAUAUAAUAUCAAUUUAUCAAACCAAUGAAUAGAAUUAAGAAUGUAUAGGUGGGGCUGUAAUAAAUUUCAAGCAGUGAACAUGUCACUGAUGGAGCUGUGUAUCUAUCUCUGCCAAUACUAUUAUUUUUUUAUGGGGGAGGGUGCACAAUGUUUGUUUUUUUUUUUUUUUUUAAAUUAAUUGAGAAUUGAAACGGUCCCCCCCCCCCCCCCCCCCCCCCCCCCCCCCCCCCCCCCCCCCCACUGAAUUUCUAUUCUACUCUCAAUUGUCAUAUUAAUUGUAAAAUAUGUUGCUUGUACAUGCAUGGUUUAAAAUCGAACAUCUGACAAGAAAGGUAUCCCAAUUGUAUGUCAUUGUUUUUUUCCCCCCACAAAUUUUUUUGUCAACAGUAAUGUUGUUAGGGUUGUACUUGCAAGUUGUGUUUUUUUAUGCACCCUUUCUUUUUGUAUAUAUUAACACCAUAAUUAAUUAUUUCAAUAUAUAACACUUGAUUAACGAUGAAGUACAGCAAAGUUUGAAAUUAAUCAUGUGAUUUUUUGAACCCCUACUGACAUAAUUGUUGUCCUCACAACAGAAACUUCUGGUAAGUGGUUCUUCCAUUAUCCGGCGCACACCUCUUUCAGACUCCGCACUCCUUAUGUAUAUAUGUUAUGUGUGCAGAUCUGCAUAUUGCUUAACUUUCUAAUCUACAUGUAUAUAUGAUCUUUGUGUAAAUUACAUUCAUUACAAGCAAAUUACACAUGACAUACAUGUAUAUAUAUCUUGGAGAAAAAAACCCACAAAAACAAUGACACACUUUUCCAAUAAGUAAAUCAUUAUAGGUAGCUUGGCUUAUGAUGAUAUAAAAAUGUAGUUGUUCAUUGUAUAUACAUAUACAUCAACACUGCUGUUCAAUGGUCUUUUUAAAUUUGAACAUUUUAAGAAGUAAAGGCUAGGACCAAGGAAUGAGAGGAUGCCUAAUAGUUUUAAAAAUUCUAUGAAAAGUGAAAAAUCUAGCAA